Cydia strobilella is the source of this 2065-nucleotide messenger RNA. Its product is annotated as kynurenine formamidase. The transcript has 5 exons. NCBI's taxonomy places the organism in Eukaryota, Metazoa, Arthropoda, Insecta, Lepidoptera, Tortricidae. Gene Ontology annotation, molecular function: lipase activity. The record is from RefSeq and is a predicted model, not a curated record. Bases 166 to 1059 code for a protein of 297 amino acids.
GCGCCGCACGCCACUCGGGCCAGCUCGGCCGCUCUCGCGCAACCUCGGCUCGGCGGCGCUCGCGCAUUCUACUACAAUAUUUAUUUACAAACAACCAAACUGGCUUUGACGUUCGUCGUUUAUAAGCUUUUAACAGGAGAAACUUGAGUAGCAGACGGGAUCGCCAUGUCAGUCAUGAUUGACUCAUCGGACCUGGAGAGAGAGUACUCUCCGAGCCAGUGGUCGACGCGCUUCGCCACCUCGCAAGGGGUGCUCCAGAACCACGUACAACUAGUAACGGCAGCAAGUGAAGAGGCAACCAACAACAUUCCCCAUAAACUGGAGAUCGAAUACGGUCCCACCUUAAAUCAGAAACUCGAUAUUUUCGGCACCGACUUACCAAACAAUUCGCCAAUUCUCGUGUACGUGCACGGCGGAUACUGGCAGGAGUUGAACCGCGAGAUCUCGCGCUACCCCGCUGGCCCGCUCUACCGCGCGCGUGUCAAGACCGUGGUGGUGGGCUAUGACCUGUGCCCUUCCGCCACCUUGCCGGAGAUCGUGCAGCAGAUACAGAACGCCGCCAGAUUCGUGUUCGAGUAUGCUGACAAAAUGGGAUCAAGAGGUGUAUACUUCGCUGGUCAUUCAGCCGGCGCCCAUUUGGUGGCAAAGCUCCUGUCAGACGCGGACUUCCUGGACAACACGCCCGGCUCCAACCACCUGCAGGGCGCCUUUCUAAUCUCCGGCAUUUACGACCUCCGCGAACUAGUCCUCACCUCCGUCAACGACGCCGUCCAGCUUCCCACCGAGUGGGCUAUCCCGCUUUCUCCACAGUUCGACUGUUACACGCACCUACAAGCCAGAAGAGUACGACUAUACAUCCUGGCUGGACAAAACGAUAGCCCAGUAUUCAAAAAACAGUCAAGAGAAUUCUAUGAACUUCUGCUAAACACUUGCCUGACCUCUAACAUGUACCUCGAAAUUAAGGAUGAGGUGGACCACUUCGAUAUAGUAGAAUGUUUUGCAAAUGACGAUAAUUAUCUUAAAAACCUACUGGUACAUGAUAUAAGAAAACAUUUGUGAUGAGUUGUCAAUCACGGAAGUAGGACUAAAGCAUGGAAGCCGGACAAAAAUACUUCGCAAACAUGUAUACCCGUCCCUAACUUCCUUACGAAUUAGAUAAUGUGUCAAAGAGAGAUGUAUGUUUGUUAUUCCUUAUUUGUGUUAGGUGUCACAAGUUUCAUAAUCUGCUAGGGAUGUACUGUGUCGACUUUUUACAUGACUGCCCAAAAAAGAGAGUGUAAUGUUUUUAUAUUGAUAAAUUGUGCAUAAGGUUAGCUAGAAAUAAAUAUGUAUAUUUUAUAUAAAAAAAAAAUGUGACUUGCAUGUUAUAUUAACCAUUUUAAUAAAUUUGUUUUUCAAUAUUAAUUUUGAAAUUGUAAUAAAAAUUCUUAUUUAGUUUUAAAUUUGCAUGCCAUUUUUUGGCUUAACAUGUGAUACUAAAUCAAUUAAUUUAUAACAUCUGUAUGUAAUUACCAUGUUUAAGCAAAUAAAUAUUUCAUUUCAUUUCAUUUCAUAUGCGCUGGCGGUCAACGCAUAGACAUAUAUAUUUCUCAUGUGUAUCAUUUGUUUCAUUCGGCUCUUUCUAAAUUUCAAAUAUUUUUAAUAACAUGAGAAUUUAUACAUGUACCUAAUAUAGCGUUUAUCUCAUUUGCAGUCUACCACUCAGAACCUUAGAAAGCUUUAGAAAGAAGGUGAGCGAUCUUGACGUGUCUUUUUAUUAAAAACACUUUUGAAAAUAAGUUACAACCAAUAUUUACAUACUUUUGCUUUCAUAAGUAAAAUAUUACUAUAUUUAUAAACACUUUUUUCAAUAUAAAUACAAGCCAAAAUGGUUAACAUUUUUUUCUAAUGCUAAAAAACUAAGUACUACUUAAUUUAUGUACCAAAUGGGAAAUAAAAGAAAACGUUCAUGUAAUUUUUUUUUUUAAUUUAAUAAUUCCUCAUCCUUUGGAAAUCUGUCAGAUAGGUAAAUAAACAAGAUUACUAAAAGGAAAAUUUAUCACUGAUCAUUUUAAUGUCUUUUUAC